AUGGAAGCAAUAUCGGAAGCUCUGCAGCCGUACAAGGAACAGGUCGGAAUGGCGGCCGGCAUACUAACGGUGGGACAGAUGUUUAGCGGUUGCUUUGUAUGCAACGACAUCCGGAAGAAAGGCACAACGGACGGUUUCUCGCCAAUGCCAUUCGUCGGUGGUUGUGGACUCACCGUUCUCUUCCUGCAGCAUGGAAUGCUGAUGAACGAUUCCGCUAUGACCAAUGCAAAUCUGGUUGGUCUCGCGAUCAGUUUGGUCUAUUCAACAUUUUUCCUGCUCUAUACACCGCCCACCGGUCGUUCCAGCUUCUGGCGCCAGGUCGGAGGAACGGUAUUGUUUACGAUCGUAUUACUCGGUUACGUGAAGAUCGAGAAUCCGUCGGUGGUAGAGGAUCGCUUCGGUUUGAUCAUCACCGUGCUGAUGCUUUGCCUUAUUGGACAGCCUCUAUUUGGCUUGCCGGACAUAAUACGUCGAAAAAGCACAGAAGGGCUACCAUUCGCCAUGAUCCUGUCCGGUACGAUCGUUGGACUUAGCUGGCUACUUUACGGUAUCAUCCUGAACAACGUGUUCGUUGUGCUACAAAACUUAGCUGGCGUUACGCUCAGCGGCAUCCAACUGGCACUGUUUGCCAUUUAUCCUUCGAAACCGGCACCACCGAGUAAAAAACGGGAAUGA
Anopheles marshallii is the source of this 675-nucleotide messenger RNA. RefSeq names its product sugar transporter SWEET1-like. Gene Ontology annotation, cellular component: membrane. The transcript is spliced from 3 exons. Gene Ontology annotation, molecular function: sugar transmembrane transporter activity. Gene Ontology annotation, biological process: carbohydrate transport. The coding region runs from base 1 to 675 and encodes 224 amino acids. The record is from RefSeq and is a predicted model, not a curated record. Lineage: Eukaryota; Metazoa; Arthropoda; Insecta; Diptera; Culicidae.